AUGAACUUCUACCUCGAGAAGGUCACUCCUCUGUUCUGCUGCUAUACUGCUAGCGACAAGAAUCCUUUCCGUCAUGUCGUCGCCCAGGUCUGGGACACCGGGCUUAGAAGUACAAAGCAUGUAGCUGUCAUCAGGGCAGCACAAAGCCUCGCUGCGGUUUUCAAAUCCACAGAGGAUUCGAGCUUGCAGUCAAUGACGAGACUUCUCCAACAAGAAGCGCAAUGUCACAUUGACCAACUCUCCAGGAACGAAGGUUACGACUCCAUGGCUAUCAUGGCGCUCCAUCUGCUGGGAGCCAGUGCCAUGUACUCUCAAGACGUGACUUACUGGCAUUCCAUCGCGGCACAGCUGCAGAACGUCUUGAGUCUGGAUGCACGAGAAGACAAGGAGCAGAUCACGAGCAUCAGACUGCACGAUCGAGAACGACAAUUCUUCUGGGGUCUCCACAUGUACAACCAUCUGCACGCCACUUUUGUAGAGAACCACCUAUCGCUGCCAGCGAUACAAAUACCGGAAAAGUACUUUGAGGAUAUUGCUGGAAUUCGUCGACUGCCCCAUCCUUUCACAGGAGUUUCGAGCCACAUAACGUAUGCAUUGCUCACUGUGGGCAAGCUGAUCAAACGUCAACGACAAAUUGCUAAGAGUCGCUCGUUUGCAAGCGAACAGCAAAUUGAAAAUAUCCGGGCCCUUAUAUGUGAAGCGAAGAGCCUUGAAGUCAUGAUUCUGAAUCAAAGCGUUCCUGGUCCCGAGGACAUCGAAGACCCCAACGAUGAAGCGACACCUAUCGAGCAUUUAGUCAAGAUUGCCGAAUGCCACCGCAAUGCCGCUCUCCUACAGCUCUACCGCGUCUUUCCAGACGUUCUUCGGCGCAGGCUGGGACUGGACGAAACCAGCAUCAGUACGGAAGGGUUUUUGCUCAGACUUGCUUUACGCAUACUCGAUACUCUGACCACCAUUCCAACACGAUCAGGUACAACGCCGUUCCAGACCGUACUGUUACUCGCAAUGUCAAGCGAGCUGCGAUUUGCUGGUGACUUUACGAAUAUGGAUCAAGCUGCUCACAACAUCAGGAUAGCGAGAGCUCGAGAGUGGACACUCAUUAGAUUGAGCGAGGCCCAGCGACGGAUACCGGGCCAGAGAAUGUACAAUCUACUGAGAAAGGUCAGACAAAUGUGGGCGCAAUUGGACGUUGCUGGGCCUUAUGAUAUCGUCUUUUGGCUGGAUUUCAUGAUGUAG
This is a messenger RNA of Aureobasidium uvarum, 1236 nucleotides long. Lineage: Eukaryota; Fungi; Ascomycota; Dothideomycetes; Dothideales; Saccotheciaceae. The record is from the annotation of a GenBank genome assembly.